Messenger RNA from Aedes albopictus (Asian tiger mosquito), 2322 nucleotides. RefSeq names its product gustatory receptor for bitter taste 66a-like. The coding region runs from base 288 to 1811 and encodes 507 amino acids. Gene Ontology annotation, biological process: male courtship behavior; sensory perception of taste; chemosensory behavior. The record is from RefSeq and is a predicted model, not a curated record. NCBI's taxonomy places the organism in Eukaryota, Metazoa, Arthropoda, Insecta, Diptera, Culicidae. Gene Ontology annotation, cellular component: dendrite; neuronal cell body; membrane. The transcript has 3 exons.
UAGCUCAUGUCCGCUAUUCAGUUUUUGCAUUACAGUUACCUAUGGUUGAUGUUCUUGCUGAAUUAGUUAAUAACCAAAAAUGCAUAGGUACGUUCUCCCAGGAAAACACCACAACUAAUUUUGUUAAUGGCUUCUUGCAUUAAUAAUGAAUACUUGACAGACAUGCUUUCCUCGGCUGCAUCCCAAUCAAUUAACACCGCGAGGAGUCACUCCCAUUUAUCAAGGACCUGCCCUCUUGUUGCACUAACAUUUAUCGCGUCGCAGUAAUUGCAAUAACACCAGACAGAAUGGCCGCCAAAGUGGGAUCAAGUUUGCUCGAAUCCGUCAAGGUGCUGUUCUACAGUUCCUCCUUCUUGGGGAUAAUUCCCUAUUCGCUACGGGCGUUCUACUCCCGGACCGUGCUGCGCGUUUCCAUCCUCGGGAACCUGUGGGUCCUGCUCAGUAUCGUCAGCUACUCGGUCAGCUACCAUUUGGCGACGGAUGCCUACGUCGGUGUGGGUGGCGGCGGACAAGGAACUCUUACCAACGCGAUCGGAAUCUUCAUCAUCUACAUGGAACCGCUGAUGAUGUGCAUCGACAUGUUGGCCGCAAUGAUCAACCAAAAUCGCCUGAUCGAGUGCGUCGAACGGCUGGACAAGGUCGACCUGAAGCUUGCCGGCGAGAACAUCCCGGUGGAUAACGGACGUCUUCGGCGUUACGUCGUCAUCUUGCUGGUGUUGGUGUUCGUCUUCGAGAGCGUUCUAACGACGUACAAUUUCGUCGAGUUCUCCGAAGAGUACUCGCUGCUGUCGUUGAUGUGGUUUAUUACGACCUUCCCCACGGCUAUCAACUCGAUUAGUCGAAUUUGGUUUGUGGUGCUGGUCCAAUCCAUCCGGCAUCGGUUCCACGUGAUGAACAAGCAUAUGGACGAGCUGGCGGGGCUGCUGGAAGAGCACAAUGACCGCUGGGAAGACGAACUGGAGAUCGAGAAGAACGACAUUCCGAUGAAUUACCUGGAAAAGGAGAUCUUUACCAUUCGUAAUCACAAAAGAUUGAACGUCGUUCAGCCGGUGAUGCCGGCGAAACUGUACGGCAAUCAGCAGGGAAAGAUCAUCAGCGUGAAACCAUUCGAGAAGAGACUGAGUGAAGAGAAAGUCCUAGCGCAGAAGCGAGCGGUGUUCGAUUUCCUCGCGUUCGACAAGUACAUGAAAGUCGACGAAAAGCUGGACAAGAAAAUGAUUCUGAUCUGUCGCACCCAUGACGAACUAUGCGAGAUUGGCAAGUCCGUGAACUACAUGUUCAGCUUCCAGAUGUUGGUUUCGAUGGCGCACGGUUUCAUGGCCAUCACGGCGCAAUUUUACUUCCUAUAUUGCGCCCUAUCCAAACAGGAAGUUCCGAUUCUGUUCCGCUCGGCUACGGUACUGCAAAUUUCGAUCAUCCAGAUUUUCUACAUUGCGGUCAAGUGCGUCAUUUGCAUCUACGUUUGCUGGAAGACUAAGACCGAAUCGCAACGGACCGGGGUCUUUAUGCACCAUUUGGCAAACAUGGUGGACGAGACCCACUUCUACCAGAUUGUGAACCAUCUGUCGUUGAAGCUGUUGAAUCACCAGUUGAACUUCAGUGCGUGUGGAUUCUUCGAUCUUGAUAUGACGACUCUGUAUGCGAUCACCGGCGCCAUCACCAGCUACCUGAUCAUUUUAAUUCAGUUCAAUCUGGCAGCCCUGCAGAAGGCGGGAAAUGCAACCGAGGCAGCCAAUGUAACGGCGACCACGGUAGCCCCGUUGCUGAAUUUGAGCACCACUGCUCUGAGCACCUAUGUGGCCAACCCCUAAAGUACAGUACAAGUGAUGAAUAGUUUCUUGGAGUGAGAAAUAGUUUGGCAACACUUUAUUUGUGUUUUGUUUUGGUUGUCAGUGUUACCAACUUUGCCGACAAUGCAGUGAUCAAGUGAAUAUACAAGUUUCAAGGAGUUUAGAUGUUUGUGUGUGAAUUAACGCAAGAAAUGACUGGCAUCAACUAGUGGUUCCUACCGAGGUGAUGAAAUUGAGGGAAUCCCCAAAACCACCCAACCGGAUGGCCCAGACGUGUACUAGAAGGAGUGACCCUUUCAAAUCCGACAAUUUUCAACUUUUAUCAAAACUUUCAACUUGUUGAUUUGUGUAUCGAGUCCUGAGAAGGGUCCAAUAGCCAGACCGAAAUGUCGGCGAUGAUAAUAAAAUAAUCAACGCAAUUUAGAAGACUGUAAGCUGAAAAUCAACAAAGUGUUUGUGUGUGUUUAUUAAGUGUCAGCAGUUACUUCUAUGGUAAGGAAAUGUAAAAUAAACUUUCUUGUGGAGUAAAAAA